UCUUGAACAAACACGAUGACCACACUGAUUGGAUCAAACUCAGACUUCACCUUCCUGGAGGAGGGAUUCUGUGCACGGGAUAUCGUGGAACAGAAGAUCAACGAGUUGUCCUUAUCGGAUGACAAAGAUGCCUUCUACGUGGCUGACCUAGGUGACGUCCUGAAGAAGCACCUCCGUUGGUUCCGUGUUAUACCUCGAGUCACUCCGUUCUACGCAGUGAAGUGCAACGACAGCAGGGCUGUUGUCUCGACACUGGCGUCUCUGGGAGCGGGAUUCGACUGUGCGAGCAAGUCGGAGAUCCAGCUCGUGCAGUCUGUGGGUGUGGACUCCAGCAGGAUCAUCUACGCUAACCCCUGCAAGCAGGUGUCUCAGAUCAAAUACGCCUCCGAUCACGGCGUGCAGAUGAUGACGUUUGACAGCGACGUGGAGCUCAUGAAGGUCGCACGAUACCAUGAUAGUGCCAAACUGGUUCUUCGUAUCACCACUGACGACUCCAAGGCCGUGCGCAGGUUAAGUGUGAAGUUUGGUGCCACGUUAAAGAGCAGCCGUCUGCUGCUGGAGAGGGCGAAGGAGCUUGGGUUGGAUGUGAUCGGAGUCAGUUUCCAUGUGGGCAGCGGAUGCACUGAUCCGGAGUCAUACAGGCAGGCCCUCUCAGAUGCACGCUGUGUUUUUGACAUGGGGGCGGAGCUGGGAUAUAACAUGACCCUGAUUGAUAUUGGCGGAGGCUUUCCAGGCUCAGAUGACGCCAAACUGAAAUUUGAAGAGAUCGCUGCUGUGAUUAACCCUGCACUGGAUAAAUAUUUCCCUGCUGACUCCGGCGUGAGGAUCAUUUCUGAACCUGGACGCUUUUACGUGGCGUCCGCAUUCACGCUGGCGGUCAACAUCAUUGCCAAAAAGGUCAUCAUGAAGGAGCAAUCAGCCUCUGACGAAGAAGACGACGGGACCAAUGACCGAACCUUGAUGUACUACGUGAAUGAUGGCGUUCAUGGUUCCUUCAACUGUAUUCAGACCAGCCAUGCGUAUUACUUGCCCGUUCUGCACAAGAAACCCAUGCCUGAUGAGCGCAUGUACCCAUGCAGUAUUUGGGGACCCACCUGUGAUGGGCUGGACCGCAUUGUGGAGCAGUGCAGCCUGCCGGACAUGCAGGUGGGCGACUGGCUGCUGUUCGAGAACAUUGGUGCCUACACUGUAUCCAUGUCCUCCACCUUCAAUGGCUUCCAGAAACCCGAUAUUCAUUACGUCAUGUCCCGAACAGCCUGGCAGUGCAUGCAGCAGAUCCGUGACCAGGGGAUUCCACUUCCUGCUGAGAAGCAGAGCUCUGGAAACAUGCCAUCGCACUGCGGGCACGAGAGCACCCUGGACGUGCCAGCCAAGCCAACCCCUACUCGCGUGCUGUGACGCUCUCUGACCUCCACCGCUUGAGCCAGCUCUCAUUCAGACAUGCAUUUUACACCAGAGGUCCAGUUCCAGAUUUGUGCUUUUGAGUUACAACAUAAGUUUAAUUAACUAUUCUAAAUGCAGCUCUUUUGCCUCUUGUUUGUAAAAGUUGCAGACCUGAAAGACACACAUUUUUGUCUGACAGUC
Messenger RNA from Pimephales promelas (fathead minnow), 1584 nucleotides. RefSeq names its product ornithine decarboxylase-like. Gene Ontology annotation, molecular function: ornithine decarboxylase activity. Lineage: Eukaryota; Metazoa; Chordata; Actinopteri; Cypriniformes; Leuciscidae. The record is from RefSeq and is a predicted model, not a curated record. Gene Ontology annotation, cellular component: cytoplasm.